CUUAGACUUUUUUCGUAUUAAGUACUUAUGUACUGCUAUUUUCCCUAACGUAUGUACGGCAACCCUAACCAUCUUAUUAGAAAUUAAUUACUUGAGUUAACUAGCAGUUGGCAACGCGAUAUGUACUAACGAAGCUCACGGAUUUUAUUAGUAAAUUAUAAUAAUUAUAAUAUAUUUAGAAGUACAAAACUUUAAUUUGAAUAAUCAUUACACAUAUAUUUGCAUUAUAAGCAAGUGGAAGCGUUACAAUUCGACUUUAACGACUAUUUUUCUUCAACAUCUGUUGUGCUACAACUGUAUGAGAAUAAAAAUUGCUGUUGGCAAGUCAACACACAGAGAUGCAGUAGAGGAUGUUAAAUUUUUAUGUUUAGAGAUGGAAUUAAAAUUUUUAUAUUUCCAUAUUAUAGUUAUUCUAACAAUAAAAUUUGUAUUUAAUUUGGAUUAAUUUUUAAUUAAAUAAUUUUUUUAAACUAAUUUAUUACAAAUGCAUUACCGACUUUGUGAUCAAAGCUUCCGUUAUUUGGGUGAGUAUUCAUUGAUUUGACUUUCUCAGGUAAAAGGAAAAUCAGCUGUGUGUGCUUUAUUUGUGCGUACUUCGGAGUGCCCAACAAAAAUUUGGCCGUAUAACUCAGUAUAACUUUAUCUCAUUUAUUAGCUUUAAAUUUAUUACUUAGCUACUUAGCUACUUCGCCACUUCACAAGUUUGUCCCUGGUUAAAAAUUUGCGCAACAAAAAAUAAGCUUACACGUUUGCAUCAAAAUGUGUUUUUUGUGAUUGCUACACACAAGAUAUUAUUAAACAAAAAAUGGAAAAUUGAUUCAAACGCUUGGCUGAUUUUAUGAUUGCUAAUGUAGCAGUGAUCGGUGCAUAGUAAAGUGAAACAACUUCAGCGCUGAACCUCGAACAAGUUUGGAACUUUCAAAUAAAAGGUAUGAGGUGGGGUGAUUAAUUCGUGGAAAACCUUGCUUACUUCUGCUAAUAUGCAAAGGAACGUUUUAAAAAAUAGAAAAUCGACCAUUAUUAAUUCCAUGAGAUCGUACCCGAUAUGGAUGAUGCCGAUUACAUGAUGUUUAACGAGAAGCAAUCAAUUCGCGAAUCGGCGCGUUCACUCAAAAAAUAUGGUAGCACUUGCUGUAAUCAUAACUUAAGGAACAAUGAGACGCUGAUACGACAUGACGUGGAGAAGACAGAUACACUGCAGGGUAUAGCGCUCAAAUAUGGAUGUUCGACGGAACAGAUACGACGCGCCAAUCGGCUCUUCGCCUCAGACAGUCUCUUCUUGCGCCAGUUUUUGUUAAUCCCAGUGGAUAAAUCGUCGCCGUAUUAUCCCAAAGCGGAUGAAAAUAAUCCAUUACAAAUUAGUUCCAACAAUACUGUGCUGCAAAAUAAUAUAAAUUCGCAAAAUAUCGUGAAUUCUAUAAAUGCUACAAAUACGAGCAAUACAACCGCUGAUCCACUUGGCGUAUUUGCAGCACCAACCAGUUGUCUUGACUCAGCAAAUAAUCCGCGUCCAUCCACGCUGCCAACUCGUCCAUACUCAAUUGCCGGUGAAUUAUUAGUGCAAAACAGCAACGAUGAUGUCACGCUAAACAAUCACAGCAGCAGCAGUAAUAAACAGAGCAAAUCGCUUGACUCUGUGGUGACUAUGACGCCGGAGGAGGAAAAUCGUAAAUGCAUAAACGAGUUCUUAAGUAAAAUCGAUUCAACUAUCUCUGAGUCGAGAAAAUAUGUUGAGAAAUCCAAAGAAAUGAUUACUAGCCAGAGUGACAACGAUCUGUUUGUUACCACCGAUUUUGUACAGCACAGGCGUAAUAAUCAUUUGAAUAAUUCUUACAAAACGAAUCGGCAAAAUCAAUCAAACCACCAACGGAACAGUUCUUCGGGCAGCACAUCGGACACUGCGCAGCUGUUGAACACCACGCAAACUCGACACGUGCAAAAGUCACUGAAGCGACUAGAAAAACAGCAAGAUGAAUUCUUCGAAUUGUAGCACACACAUAAGAAACACAUAACUUCUCUGCGAUCCUCUGAAUGCCCUUUAUAGAAAUUUUAAUGUUAGUUUUAAUAAAAUUUAAAAUAUAAUAUAUUAUAAUGCUAACGUGAAUGAUUAUAGCAGCAAAAAUUAACAUAGAAAUGUAUCCUUAUUACUAAGAGUAAAACGCAAAUAUUUUAUACUAUAUACACAUACAAAUAGUAGGAUGGAUUUGUUUGAAAGUUUGAAGAUAUGCUGAAAAUAUUAUAUUAUUUAACAUAAAUGACAUAAUACAACCUCAAGUAUAGGCCAAUGUGCAAAAUAUGAAAUUUUAAAAUAGUUUGCUGAUUUUAAACUAUGUAUUUAUGCACUAUUAAAUACUUUCUUAAUGGAAUAUAAAUGUGAAUGAAAAAUCAAACGUUUUGAUGUUACUUAAUGCACUUGAAUGCCAACACAGCCACGGGCAGUUAAACAGAAACUCUGUGAAAUUAUGAUAAAUAGUAAUUAUAUAAAUAAUAUACAAUUUUAAUUUUAUUAAGGUGUAAACAUUUGUACUGCGUAAAGAUUUGCAUAGUUAACGCUACAUACAUAUAUUAAAUAAGUUGAACUGUUUAAAGUGCGUAUACUAUGUAUGUAAAUAUGUAUUUGUGCAAGCAAUCUACUGAUCUACUGACAUAUAUGUAUAUACAAUAUUUAUAAAUUACAUAUUUUCAUUUCGUAUUUGGUAUUUAUAAUUAUAUUAUGUUAACAUAUACACAUAUCCUUAUUUUUUAAAGAAUACGGUUUUAAUUUCGAUUGAAGCUUUAAUGUUUUUCUAUUAUUUUUUCCGAUCAUUUAUCAUACUGAGCGUAUGAGUAUUAUAAUAAUAUGAAAUUUAAUUUGAAAACAAUUAA
This is a messenger RNA of Bactrocera oleae (olive fruit fly), 2865 nucleotides long. RefSeq names its product LysM peptidoglycan-binding domain-containing protein red (gene red). The record is from RefSeq and is a predicted model, not a curated record. Lineage: Eukaryota; Metazoa; Arthropoda; Insecta; Diptera; Tephritidae.